Aspergillus bombycis is the source of this 888-nucleotide messenger RNA. RefSeq names its product NAD(P)-dependent alcohol dehydrogenase. Gene Ontology annotation, biological process: alcohol metabolic process. Bases 1 to 888 code for a protein of 295 amino acids. Gene Ontology annotation, molecular function: alcohol dehydrogenase (NADP+) activity; zinc ion binding. The record is from RefSeq and is a predicted model, not a curated record. The transcript is spliced from 2 exons. Lineage: Eukaryota; Fungi; Ascomycota; Eurotiomycetes; Eurotiales; Aspergillaceae.
AUGGGCUACGACUUCACCGUCUACAAAGGCUCCAAAGACGGGUCCAUCCAGAAAUCAAGCACGCAUCGGGAUGAACUCCAAAAAGACCAAGUGCUCGUACGCGUGACACACUCCGGGGUCUGUUUCACAGACGUGCACUACCGGCAUGCGGACAUGGCGCUGGGCCACGAAGGCGCGGGCGUGGUCGAAGCAACGGGGCCGGAAGUGCAAGACCUCAAGAAGGGCGACCGGGGCUCGUUCGCGUCGCACGCCGUGUGGCGCGAGUCGUUCCUGUUCCCGAUCCCGGCCGGAAUCAAAAACGAAGACGCGGCGCCGCUGAUGUGCGGCGGGUCGACAGUGUUCAACGCGCUGCAUGUGGCGCAGGUGCGGCCGACCGCGCGCGUGGGGAUCAUCGGCGUCGGGGGUCUGGGUCAUUUGGCUAUUCAGUUCGCGGCUAAGAUGGGCUGUCAGGUCGUGGUAUUCUCCGGGAGUGAUAGUAAGAAAGACGAGGCGACGAAACUGGGCGCUACGGAGUUCUAUGCGACUAAGGGCGUGAAGGAGCUGAAGGUCGAAAAGAAGUUGGACAACCUCAUUGUCACUACUAGCAGUCAGCCGGACUGGAAUCAGUAUGUUAGCGUCUUGAAUCCGGGGGCAGCGAUUUCGCCGCUGUCGGUCGACUUGGAGGAUUUCAAGUUCCCGUAUAUGCCGCUUUUGGCCAAUGGGUUCAAGGUCUUGGGCUCGAUCGUCUCGGCGAGACAGGUCCACCGUGAUAUGUUGGAUUUUGCGGCCUUCCAUGGUAUCAAGCCUAUUAAUAUGACUUACCCGAUGACUAAGGAGGGCAUCGAGGAUUGCUUGAAGACGUUGGAGGAGGGCAAGAUGAGGUAUCGGGGGUUGCUCAUUGCACAGUAG